GAGUGAACCUUCAAGCUCCUAUGAAUAUAGUGUACAGCGGCGAGGGCCUGGUUGCGCCUAGCACAUGGAGAGUCAAGGCUAUUUUGGUAUAACACGCCAAACAUAGAGAGAUCAAGGCUAACCACUCGUCCAACAACCAGGAAAUUCUGGCGCGAAAUGCUCCCACGCAUGAAAUUCCGCAACCCCUCCAUCCCCAUGACCGUGUCACGCCACAUAGACCCUCAAGGUCCAUCCACCGCCUCAGCGCCACCCUCCGCAACCCAAACCACACUAGUCCCCGACGCCUCUCGCCCCACACACUCCAUCGACAUCCGCAUGAUGCAACACUCCAAGAUCCGAGAGGAACUAUUGAAGGCCGUCUGUCGAGGUGCCGUUUCGAGGAUGCUGUUCCCACAACAGAUCAUUGAAACAGAUGACAAAAUUUAAAGAGGACACCAAUUCCCAGAAGCUUUACUUCACUAAGAUUGUUGUUAUCCGUCAACUAGCUGCCCACCAAGAGAGCA
Messenger RNA from Boeremia exigua, 503 nucleotides. RefSeq lists its product as uncharacterized. The coding region runs from base 157 to 426 and encodes 89 amino acids. The transcript has 2 exons. The record is from RefSeq and is a predicted model, not a curated record. NCBI's taxonomy places the organism in Eukaryota, Fungi, Ascomycota, Dothideomycetes, Pleosporales, Didymellaceae.